Molecule: messenger RNA, 351 nt
Organism: Trichoderma aggressivum f. europaeum
Lineage: Eukaryota; Fungi; Ascomycota; Sordariomycetes; Hypocreales; Hypocreaceae
Exons: 2
Coding region: 1-351 (116 amino acids)
Source: RefSeq, a predicted model, not a curated record
AUGCGCGCCGCCGUCGUUCUCGCAGCUCUCAGCAGCCUCGUCAUGGCUGCCCCUAAGGCCGAGCCUAGCAAGAUCGGUGUCAUUUUCACCUACACAAACGGAACUCAAUCCGAGAUGAAGUGGGUUGACGACAGCAUCUCUCAGGUGCCUCUCAACAGCGGCGGCAUUGUUGACAAUGUCUUCGUCGAGCCACUUUUGAACCCUGCCCUCCCCGGCAGAUACUUCGGUGCUCGCUGCGCUUUCUUGGAUGCCAUGAGCCGCGGUCUGGGAGUGGGUCAGGUGAAUGGACCUGGAAUUAUCAUUCUCGAGUCCAAGGAUGUUAUCGAGUUUGUUCAAUGCAACACUGAUUAA